Molecule: messenger RNA, 3360 nt
Organism: Syngnathoides biaculeatus (alligator pipefish)
Lineage: Eukaryota; Metazoa; Chordata; Actinopteri; Syngnathiformes; Syngnathidae
Product: gamma-aminobutyric acid receptor subunit gamma-3
Exons: 9
Coding region: 69-1418 (449 amino acids)
Biological process (GO): regulation of postsynaptic membrane potential; signal transduction; monoatomic ion transmembrane transport
Cellular component (GO): dendrite membrane; neuron projection; postsynapse
Molecular function (GO): benzodiazepine receptor activity; GABA-A receptor activity; transmitter-gated monoatomic ion channel activity involved in regulation of postsynaptic membrane potential
Source: RefSeq, a predicted model, not a curated record
UGCUGAAAAGGGCGAAGCAGGUCCGCGAGGACUCGGCAAGACCGGGACUCGGGUCGCGCUCGGGCGGCAUGACCUCCACGUGGCCGCCGCCGCCGCUCCUCCUCCUCCUCGUGCUCGCAAGGUGCGUGACGUCCGCCUACGAAGACGACUACGAGGACGUGACGGUCCAGCAGAUGUUAGCGUCCAGAUCCCAGCAGUCGGACACCACACAGAUCCUCAACGGGCUCCUCAAGGAGUACGACCGCAAGCUCAGGCCCGACAUUGGAGUGAAGCCAACGGUCAUCGACGUGGACAUAUUUGUCAACAGCAUCGGACCCGUGUCCUCCAUUAACAUGGAAUACCAAAUCGACAUCAUCUUCGCGCAGACGUGGACCGACAGUCGCCUGCGCUACAACAGCACCGUGAAGCUCCUGACGCUCAACAGCAACAUGCUGGGCCUCAUCUGGCUGCCCGACACCAUCUUCCGGAACUCCAAGAACGCCGACGCCCACUGGAUCACCACGCCCAAUCAGCUGCUCCGAAUAUGGAACGACGGCAAGAUACUUUACACUUUAAGGCUCACCAUCAACGCCGAGUGCCAGCUGCAGCUGCACAACUUCCCCAUGGACCAACACUCGUGUCCGCUCGUCUUCUCCAGCUACGGGUACCCUCAAGACGAGAUGGUCUACAAGUGGAGGAGGAACUCGGUGGAGGCGGCCGACCAAAAGUCCUGGCGCCUCUACCAGUUCGACUUCACGGGCAUCAGGAACACCACCGACAUCAUCAAGACCACAGCAGGCGACUACGUGCUGAUGACGGUGUACUUCGAGCUCAGGCGGCGCAUGGGUUACUUCACCAUCCAGACGUACAUCCCGUGCAUCCUCACCGUAGUCCUGUCCUGGGUCUCCUUCUGGAUCAAGAAGGACGCCACGCCCGCCAGGACCGCCCUGGGCAUCACCACGGUGCUGACGAUGACCACGCUGAGCACGGUGGCCAGGACGUCGCUGCCGCGCGUGUCCUACGUGACGGCCAUGGACCUUUUCGUCACCGUCUGCUUCCUCUUCGUCUUCGCCGCCCUGAUGGAGUACGCCACCUUGAACUACUACUCCAACAGCGCCCGCAGGCCGCGGUGCAUGGACAGGAAGCGGCGUAACUACUUGGUCCUGGACGCGCGGCGGCGGCCGCCCCCUCACACGGUGGUGGCCCUGAACAACUCGACGUACUGGCAGGACUUGGACGACACGUGCGCCUCCCGCUGUCUGGACGGCAAAGAUUGCGCCGCCUUCUUCUGCUGCUACGACGACUGCAAGGACGGCGCGUGGCGGAGGGGCCGCGUCCGCAUCGACCUGCUGGAGCUGGACGCCUACUCCAGGGUCUUUUUCCCCACCUCCUUCCUGCUGUUCAACGUGGUCUACUGGGUGGGGUAUCUCUACCUUUAGCGCCACCUGGCGAUGACAUCGCAGAGCAGCUGAAGACGGCCGUACGCUGGGGCCGCGUUUGGGAUCGCUCGCUAGCCAACAUAUCGCGGUUUUGUUUUGUUUUUUCAACUUUUUGCACCAAGUAGCAGGUUUAAAAAAUACUCCUCUAAGUAACAUGAGCAACUUCAAAUUCCAAACGCGCGAAAAAAAAAAAUAUAUAUAUUUUGACCUGGUUCCAGAUUGUAUGCAGCACAAUAUACCGGUGUAAGCUUUAAGCUAGGAUAGGGCAAGAUGGCGAUCCUACGUAGUCCAGCCACGCUCGAACCCGGACUCAAACCCACGCUAAUCGCGAUAACUCUCGUGUAGCAGCAAGCGCCACAUCUACUGAUCGCGUACAGCUAAAGGAGUUACUGUAAUUUCCGGCCUACAAGCCGCGACUUUCCACCCUAUGGUUUAUGCGGUGAUGCGGUUAAUUUCUGGAUUUUUUUUUUUUUCUAACGGCCGCAAGGGGGCGCUCGAGAUAAAAGGGUUAAAAGAUCGGUGGAAUAUAUGUGCCGAGGAAGUGACUUUUACAGUCCCUGAUAGCGCUGCGCUAGCAUUAGCGCUGUGCUAGUGUGUUGCUGUUGUGUUUACUGGAGCGUCUCAUUAAUAUUUACUGCCAGGUUUUAUUUUGACCGGCCCUUAGCGCUAACAUUAACGCUAGCAUUAGUGCCCCGCUAGCAUUAAACUCUUUCUGUGUAUCGUCUUUCUUUGUAAAUAUCUCGUGCUUUAACGUGGGUUUCAAUGUGGCACUUGCGGCCUUUACACGACUGCGGCGUAAGUAUGUACCAAAUGGUAUUUCCCUUACAAAUGUACUCGUUGAGGCGCUCUGUAGGCCGGGAAUCACGGUACCAAGUGAGCUAAAUAGCUAGCUAAAGUCAGAAAUAGCUAAAAUACCUAGCUAACAUGGGAUUUAUGGUUAAAAAUAAUAAUAAUACCUUAAAUUCAAAUAGUAGCCUACUUAAAGUUCAACACCCUCCUGAGAACGUCCACUGGUUUUGUUUACUUACAAAAUGAAAGGUUAUCAGGGUAUGUAGCUAGCCGUGUUAAUAACUAGCUAAUAGUAAACAGAACUUUAAAAUGUAUCACUUCUAGUCAAAAUCAUUUCAUUUCAAAUCGUAUUUACCUGAGAGUAUGUACAGUUAGCAUUGAUUUUCUUUUAAAUUGUGGAUUUUUUGUUUGUUUUUUUUCAAUUAUGACCUCCGUUUCAACAUUUACGAUAUAUUUAAAGUGGAUAUUUUCAAUGAGCUCCCGAUUGUUUACGCCUAAAACAUGCUCUCUUCUUCCUGCAUCCCGAACCGCAGUACAACACGUCUGCCCCAGCAUCAAAUUUCAGGGCAAAUUACCCGCCGUGCGUUCUGAGAACGAUGAAGCCAAAUGAACGGCGCGCCGGAGGAGAUGCCCUAGCCAAGGUAGCGUGGAAUGCGUUUUGGAACGUCCAGAUGAGCCCGCGUGCGGAACCCGAACGCAGAAUCUCCCCUGAAUCUCCCUCGGUUACAUCCGGAGAGUUGAAGUAGGUCACCGACAAUUACAGACAAACGACGGAGGGGAGGCGGCUACACUUGAUAGCCGCUUGAUCAGUCCUACCUACGGGAAACGGUUAGCAUUCAUCUACCGCGCGUGCCCGUCUUCAAACAGCAAAACUGCGAAGGCUCGUCAGCGACGUUACAGUCCGACGAAGGACGUUCAAACCGUUCUCAGUGCCUUUACGUCCUUUGCUCACCACCCUCGAGAGAAGAAAAUAAAAUCCAGACCAGGAGGAAAAGUUUGCACCUGGCCCGGCUUCGUCACGCCGUAGCGUCCUUCGAAGUUCAUCUUUUAACCGACUUUCAGGGAUCGUUGGGCCUGAUUCCCGCAAUGUUCAUAAGAAUUCAAGAAUAGAAACGUUAAAAAAAAAAAAAAAAAAAGAUAACGUCAAAUGACA